Molecule: messenger RNA, 2410 nt
Organism: Fusarium odoratissimum NRRL 54006
Lineage: Eukaryota; Fungi; Ascomycota; Sordariomycetes; Hypocreales; Nectriaceae
Product: gluconate 5-dehydrogenase
Exons: 3
Coding region: 881-1741 (286 amino acids)
Cellular component (GO): intracellular anatomical structure
Molecular function (GO): oxidoreductase activity, acting on NAD(P)H, oxygen as acceptor
Source: RefSeq, a predicted model, not a curated record
UUGAUGCCUGGGGCGGGGUUCCCAUCCAGUCAGUCCACGCGAUAUCUGAGCGUACCUAGACUGUAAUAAUAUCUUGGUAAUGAUGGGUAAAUGAGGGGAAAGGGGAGGAAGACGAGAUGGAUGGGAAUUCUAGACCGUCAAUCGUGAUGUGCGUUGCCAAAUUGGAACAAUUGGAAGGGAUCCGCGCACAUGAUCCCCGUUGAUGCAUCGUGGAUUCGAGAUAGAAUUGUGGAUUUAUCCAUCAAAUGUCGUUGAGAUGAGAUGAGAGCCGGCCGAACCGGGGGUGGGGGCCAGGUUUUUAGUGGACUUUGGAGGCUUUUUUGGUGGGGAGCUCUCCCGUUACUCGGGCCCAGGCCAGGCGGGAUGAACGACGAGCGCUACACGAGAUCUCAAAAUUUUGGGAAACGUGAGGCUCAGCACGAUAUCAGCAAAUACUGGUAGUCUAGUUCCAUUUAAGAGUUCUUGGUGGUGUAGGUAAUGUAACAAAUAAAUAAACAAUUGCUUCCCACCUCCAUUCCUUCAUCAUCAAUUAUCUCCAUCCACGUCAGCUCCUCCUCCUCAUCCAUCCAUCCAUCCAAUUGUCACCAUUGUUCUCCAAUUUGGAUUACAGUUGACUUUGGCGGCAUCAUUGGCGCACACAUCUUUUCCCGCUUUUGUUCCUGGGCGCUAAUCAGCAGUGCUUAUCCCUGCACCAUCGACGUCAAGCUUAGGGAGCUCCAGCUUCAAGCUCUUGCCACCUGAGCUCAUAAGUCUUGGGUAUUGGGCUGCCACUGUUUGCUUUAUAAAACAAUAUCGUCUCUCUUUAGAGAGUCUUCCUUUUUUUUUCUCCCUCCUCCACGCAUCUUCUCGUGAUACCCGCACUUUGAGUUGCUCUUUGACUAUGUCUUUUGCACCUGCUCUUCGCCUUUGUACGCGCCGCGUUGUCGCUUCAGCUCUGAUCCGCCCUUCUAUCACGUUUGCUGGUGCACGAAAGCUUCACAGUGGCCCUCCUCGUCAGGACAAGCCCGGAAAAUACGCCCAGACUGAUCCUCAGAUCGAGGUCGAGUACCCAGAAGACCAUGAGCUCCCUAGCAGUGAGCCUGUCGCUGGCACUGGUGGCCAGUACGUGAAGCCUACACUUCCUACAUUUUCGCUUGAUGGUCAUGUCGGUAUCGUCACUGGCGGUGCUCGUGGUUUGGGUCUUGUCAUGGGCCAGGGAAUGGUCUUUUCUGGCUCUCACCUUGCUCUUGUUGACAUGAACAAGGAAGAAGCCGAAAAGCAGACCAGUCUUCUCAUUGAAGCUUUCAAGAAGGAGAACCCUCGAGCUCGACGAACCCCCAAGGUCACAGCCCACUAUGCCGAUGUUUCUGACCCUGAGUCUGUCGAGGCUUGUAUCGCUGAGGUCGUCAAGGAGCAUGGAAAAAUCGACAACCUGGUCACUUCAGCUGGCUUCACUGAGAACUUCGAAGCCGUUAACUACCCCAUCGACCGUCUCCGCAAGCUUUGGGCUGUCAACGUUGACGGCACUUACCUCUUUGCGACCUCAGUUGCCCGCCACCUGAUGGAGCGAAAGGCCCCAGGAAGCAUUGUCAUGAUCGGUAGCAUGUCCGGUGCCAUUGUCAACGUCCCUCAGCCCCAGGCUCCUUACAACGCUGCCAAGGCUGGUGUUCGACACCUUGCCGCAUCUCUCGCCGUCGAAUGGGCUCAUGCCAACAUUCGAGUUAACUGCAUCUCUCCUGGCUACAUGCUUACUGCUCUGUGAGUGCACUCAAAGCUGCUUCCAGUAAAGCUGUAACUAACGUGGUCACCACAGCACCCAGAAGAUUCUUGACGACAAUCCUGAUCUGAAAGCGAAGUGGACUUCUCUCAUUCCUCAAGGUAAGAUGGGUCAACCUCAAGAUCUCAUGGGUCCCGUUGCUUUUCUGCUGUCUGAUGUAAGUUUACUCCCUGGCAUUUCGAAAUUCUGAACUCAUCGGUGAUCCUUGACAGGCCUCCUCCUAUGUCACUGGUGCUGAUAUCCGAGUUGACGGCGGUUACACCGUAACCUAAGUUUCAAUGAAACAAAGGCGAAAAGGAGUUUGGCUAAAAUUGCACCCUAAUUGGUUUUUUCAUACGGUUGGGCUGGCGUGCCCGAUGGCGAUUGGAAUUCGAUAAUGUAUCUAAUGAGACGAGGAAACUUGCACAUCGAUCGAUGCCUUGAAGAAAAUGAGCACCUAUGAUUUCUAUAACUUUUGACAUUGACAUUGACCUGUAACUUGAUUUAUUGUCAAAUUGAAACAUAAAUGUUUAAUGCGGUCAGAAAUGGGUUGACACUUAUCAAUAGUAAUGUUAUUACAUGAAGUGUUGUAUAUGGACACAUGUCUUGAGGAUCCCACUAUACCGAUGUGAACGAAUGGUUCAAGGGGUUUUUUGGGUUCUUUGAAAUGUUGUG